Molecule: messenger RNA, 1956 nt
Organism: Leptosomus discolor (cuckoo roller)
Lineage: Eukaryota; Metazoa; Chordata; Aves; Leptosomiformes; Leptosomidae
Gene: LRIT3
Product: leucine rich repeat, Ig-like and transmembrane domains 3
Molecular function (GO): protein binding
Source: RefSeq, a predicted model, not a curated record
AUGUAUCUGUUUAUUUUCUUCUACUUCCUAAUGAGCUUUUUCGAAGAAGUGCAUGGUUUUUGUCCUUCACAAUGCACUUGCGUUUACCAUGGCAGAAGUGAUGGCACUGGAACAAGGUCUGUGCUCUGUAAUGAUCCUGACAUGUAUGAGAUCCCUGUGAAUGUUCCUGUGGAUACUGUAAAACUUCGUAUAGAGAAAACUGUCAUACGAAGGAUUCCAACUGAAGCCUUUUACUACCUAGUAGAUCUCAAAUACCUGUGGGUAACUUACAACUGUGUAGCCAACAUUGAUAUCAGCAGCUUCUAUAACUUGAAACAACUGCAUGAGCUACGGCUGGAUGGUAAUCUGCUCUCGACUUUCCCUUGGGAAUCACUGGCAGAGAUGCCCAACCUACGGACUCUUGAUUUACACAACAAUAAAGUUGCUGAUGCUGGCCGGUACCUGAGAAACCUCACCUACCUGGACAUAUCCAGCAACAAGCUAACCACCUUGCCAUCAGACUUGAUGGACAUUUGGCCCCCCUUCUCAGAAGCUGUCCUGUCCAAGAACACAGACAUUGCAGUGACCCAGAGAGUCAUUUUGGGUUUGCAGGACAACCCAUGGUUUUGUGACUGUCGCAUUUCAAAGCUAAUUGAAUUUUCCAAAAUUGUGGACAACUCACUUGUACUUCUUGAUCCAUUGGUUUCAUGUAGUGGACCUGAAAGCCUGGCAGGAAUCUUCUUCCAGAGAGCUGAGUUAGAGCAGUGUCUUAAACCAUCCGUGAUGACAUCAGCGACAAAAAUCACUUCCCCGCUGGGAAGCAACGUUCUGCUACGCUGCGAUGCGACAGGGUACCCAACACCGCAGCUUACUUGGACUAGGUCAGACAAUAUACCAGUGAACUAUACAGUAAUUCAAGAAACACCUGGAGAGGGUGUCAGAUGGUCCAUAAUAAGCUUGACAGGGAUUUCAUACAAGGAUGCAGGAGAAUACAGAUGUAAAGCCAAGAACUUAGCAGGAAUUAUGUCAGAAGCUGCUGUUACUGUCACAGUGGUUGGUGUAGUUACUACAACUGUGUCACCACAGAAGUAUGGAAGGAAGCAAGAGGCAGAGAGACAGAAUACCACUCAGGAGGAAUCCAAGCAGGAACCUGAGAGGACAACCACACCUCUUCCCACCACACCAACUACCACAGCACUGACUAGCACUGAAAGAUCAACGAGCAUCAGGUUUACUGACAAGAAGCAAUCCAGACCCAUGUCUGAUGGAAAGAAAUAUUCGAAGGCAGUGACAAAUGGAAACAAAAAGCAGACUGGGGAGAUAAGCAAGAAAGGUGAGGAGACUUCACUGAAUACAGAAGGUAUUGCUGAGCAAAAUGUUACUGUAAAGAACCUAAGAGUGAUCAGUGAAACUGAUGAAAGAGUGACCUUAACUUGGAAAACUGUCAAUGCCACAAGCAACUCUGCAGUGACUGUGUUAUAUUCGAAGUAUGGUGAGAAAGAUAUGUUGCCUCUGAGCACUGAUUCUAGCAAAAACAAAGUCACAAUUGAUGGUUUGCAACCUAGUACUCAAUAUAUGGCAUGUGUCUCACCCAAAGGAGUGCCACCUACAAAAGAGCAGUGCAUUAUUUUCUCCACUGAUAGGUUAAAUGACGAAAGCAGCUCUCAGUUUUCUAUUCUGAUAGUGGCCAGCAGUGCAGCAUGUGUGGUUAUUUUACCUUUGAUAUUUUUCUUGCUCUACAAAGUUAUCAAACUUCAUGUGAAACCAAAAAGUGCAAAGGAAGCUGACCUUGCAAAAGAGACCUAUGUGAAAUUUGAAACGCUGUCUCUGAAGCCUCGAGCAGUGAAUGCAGGAGAGCAGCUCUGGGCACGAAGGUACACAGGCGAGUCAGAAAGACUUCUCCUUUGUUCCAGGUCAAGCAUGGAUUCUCAAAUGACCUUCAAAAGUGAGGGCUCUAGGUCUGAGUAUCUCUGUUGA